UCGACACAUAGCAGCAGACUGGUCCCUAAACACCCGCCCACACUCACUCAAAACACAAAGCAGUCCCUUUUCUCCUUUUCUCCGUGGUCUUCGAGUUUUCGACAAGCUGAAGCGAAGCACAUGCGCGUCAAGCAAACUGGAAAUGUUACGCACUUGACUGCAGUCGUGCAGGCGUUCUGUUGUCGGAGCAUGUACGCACGGACGGAGCACUUUCAUUACACAGACGUCGUCGGGCAGAUUUGAAAGGCAUCGGCCGAGAUGCACCGUGGCUGCUGUUACCAAGCGCCGAUAUAUAGUGAUACCGGCCGGGUUUUAUCAUGGUUUUCAGACGGUCAGCUCGGAGAAUGCGGUGGCUGGGAUGUUAUCGUCUGGGGCCCAUAUGGAAAGCACUCCUGGUAUUUGUUGUCAUCGGUUUUGCCGGACAACUUCUGGGAGUCAUCUUCAACAAGAGCUGGAUGCAGCCAGAGAGACUUCACUCCCUCUACUCUCUUCCCUCUGAGAAUUCCCAAGGGGAGUCUCUGGGGUCUUGUCAGCCCCACAUCCACAUCAUGUUCCUGAAGACUCACAAGACAGCAAGCAGCACCGUUCUCAAUUUGCUCUAUCGCUUUGGAGAAGAGCGGGGCCUUAAAUUUGCCCUGCCUGUGGGUUAUCAGUUUGGCUACCCAUUGCCCUUUAUCGCCCAGAGGGUGAAAGGAUACAGAGGCCCUCACGUGGCAGAAUUUGACAUCAUGGGAAAUCAUAUGCGGUUCAACAAACCAGAGGUUGAGAAGGUCAUGCCAGCUGACACCUUCUAUUUCUCCAUCCUCCGAGACCCUGUGGCGCUAGCUGAAUCCUCCUAUGCCUAUUAUAAAAAUGUUGCCCCUGCCUUCAGGCGUACCAAAGGACUGGGUGAAUUUGCAGACAACCCCUAUAAAUACUACGACGCCAGACUCCGAAACAACCACUAUGCCCACAACCUGAUGUGGUUUGAUUUUGGUCUGGAUCAUACCUCCAACUUCAGCCUUGCGCUGGUCAAGCGCGGUAUGGCAGCAGUGCGUCGGAACUUCAAGCUCAUCCUUAUAUCAGAGUAUUUCGACCAAUCUAUGGUGCUGCUCCGCCACGCUCUGUGCUGGCCGCUAGAUGCUGUGGUUUCUUUUAGCCUGAAUGCCAGGCAGCAAAUGACCAGUGGAAGAUCAGGAUGGAUGGCCAAGGCUGCAGCUCCAGCUCCUUUGGCAUUAACAGACAAGCAAAGAUCGAAAUUACGUGAAUGGAAUGCACUAGACUGGCACCUUUACCAAGCUUUUAAUCACACUUUCUGGCAGGAAGUAGAGCGCUUCGGUCGCAGUCGGAUGGAGUCUGAGGUGGCCUUGCUUAGGACCAAACGGGAGGUUCUCACUCGCAUCUGCUUGCGUGAUGGGGGCCGCCCCAUAGAGGCCAGUCGCAUCCGGGACAAGACCAUCCGCCCUUUCCAGAGUGGAUUAGUGAAGAUCUUGGGUUACGAGUUGCAGUCGGGACUAGACAAUGCCACGUGGGAAGCUUGCCUACGCAUGAUCAGGCCUGAGAUACAGUACAAAGACUUGCUGGAUCUUCGGCAGUUCCCUCGAGCCCAGCAACCCCCAGCCGCUGGAGGGCUUCCAGUAAAGAGAGAGUCCUCAAUACUCAGGACUGAAGACCAUGGGGGAAAGAGGUUGGUGGAGAAGGACUGGGAUGGGACCAUUCUGUUUCGGAAUCAAACAUUAGAGCAGGUUGAUUCAAAAGUAAGACUUAGAUAGUGAGCUAGUUGCACCUUUUUGCCUCAAGGUCAGUAGUUCUGACCCAUUUUGGCUCCACAGGCCUCUGUGCUGCACUACUAGAGGAGAAGGGAUAUCCAAGACAUACAACACACCACUUUGUCAUUGACUCUUCCUCCUUCCAUCUUGCCCUUCUACAUUCUAUUUUAUAGAACACAAAAUUUGAAGUGAAGAAGUGGUUUGUGAGUAGAUUACAGUGGCUGGAUUGAUAUAAUGGUACAAACAUGCCAGAUGGUGGCUAAAUGCAUAAACUCGCUGUCUGUGAGUUUGAUAUUGGGAAGAAGUGAGAAAACGCUGCUUCCUUGUCCAUGAUGAGCCAUGGUAUGGUACAAAAAACAUAGCAGUGCACAUGUCAUGUAAGUGGUUGCAGUGUUUCAAACAUACUACUAAAACCCCACUUUCAAAUAGAUAAAGUAUCUUUGGUACGUUAGUGUUCAAAAGUUUGGGGUCAAUACAAUUAUUUUUGAAAGAACUUAAUACUUUCAUUCA
Molecule: messenger RNA, 2258 nt
Organism: Sinocyclocheilus grahami
Lineage: Eukaryota; Metazoa; Chordata; Actinopteri; Cypriniformes; Cyprinidae
Product: galactose-3-O-sulfotransferase 2-like
Exons: 4
Coding region: 318-1751 (477 amino acids)
Biological process (GO): glycolipid biosynthetic process
Cellular component (GO): membrane
Molecular function (GO): galactosylceramide sulfotransferase activity
Source: RefSeq, a predicted model, not a curated record